AUCAUCAUUGCCUAGCACAAUUGCCGACUUACUGCAUUAAGAAUUGUGAUACCAAACGGUUAAGCUUCAGGAAAUAUUUUCAUCAAUUAAAUAAACCACCAUGUCUUCACGUUACGAUCGAGCUGUUACCAUAUUUUCGCCAGAUGGUCAUCUACUGCAAGUGGAAUAUGCUCAAGAAGCGGUGCGCAAAGGCUCCACAGCGGUUGGUGUAAGAGGCGGGGGCUGUGUUGUUCUGGGCGUCGAGAAAAAGUCUGUAGCCAAGCUUCAAGAGGAUCGCACAGUACGCAAAAUCUGUGUGCUGGAUCAUCACGUUGCCAUGGCCUUUGCUGGCCUGACUGCAGAUGCUCGCAUUUUGAUAAAUCGUGCUCAGGUUGAAUGCCAGAGCCAUCGCCUUAACGUUGAAGAUCCAGUGACCCUGGAGUACAUUACCAGAUAUAUCGCACAACUCAAACAGAAGUAUACGCAAAGCAAUGGUCGUCGUCCAUUUGGUAUUUCGUGCUUGAUUGGUGGCUUUGAUGCUGAUGGCUCACCUCAUUUAUUCCAAACGGAACCCUCCGGUAUUUUCUACGAGUACAAAGCGAAUGCAACCGGCCGCUCAGCCAAAACAGUGCGCGAGUUCUUUGAGAAAACCUAUCGUGAGGAUGAGGUUAGCACUGAACGCGGUGCUGUGAAGCUGGCAAUUCGUGCGCUCCUCGAAGUUGCACAAUCAGGUCAAAAUAAUUUGGAAGUGGCUGUUUUGGAGAACGGCAAGCCUUUGAGAAUGCUGGAUCGAAAUGUCAUAUUGGAGUACGUUAACAUUAUUGAAAAGGAGAAGGAAGAAGAAAUCGAAAAGAAGAAACAAAAGAAGUAACAUGUAGUUCUGGGUAACCGAGAUAAAUAUUAUUAAUUUCAUAUUUUUAUAAAAUCUGGAAUGUUAUCAAAUGGAAUAAAUAAAUGUAUAGAAUACAUGGUCAACUUCA
Molecule: messenger RNA, 959 nt
Organism: Drosophila busckii
Lineage: Eukaryota; Metazoa; Arthropoda; Insecta; Diptera; Drosophilidae
Gene: Prosalpha4
Product: proteasome subunit alpha type-7-1
Exons: 3
Coding region: 101-850 (249 amino acids)
Biological process (GO): ubiquitin-dependent protein catabolic process
Cellular component (GO): proteasome core complex, alpha-subunit complex; proteasome core complex; nucleus
Source: RefSeq, a predicted model, not a curated record